AUGUUCUUUCCUGCUCUGCUGCUGCUGGCUCUGUCUUCAGUGGAAGGUUCAAAAGAGUGCCCUCACCACUGCCUCUGCUACGAACACUCGGAUCUGGUGGACUGCCGAGCGCGCGGGUUCCUCCACGUGCCCGAUGGCCUGUCCCAUGGCACCUGGCUGCUGGACCUGGGUGGCAACUUGCUGAUGGAAGUGCGGAGCCGUGCCUUUGCCGGACUUUGGUCACUGCGGGUCCUGGUGCUCUCUGACAGUGGAAUCCAGCUGCUGCAGCCCGAGGUAACACCUGCUAAACCCAUAUAAUGUCGUACAAUAUACUCGUGGGGGGCCUACUGUGUACAUUUUUGUUCUAGCCCAGCACUAGUAAUGGAUUGAGAAACACUCAAUAGCCUAUGCAUUAAUUAACAUUAGUGGCAUAGUUUAGCAUAAGGAUUUGAUUGUUGAUAUGAGGGUUUGAUGCCGAUUGUCAUAUUUUUCAUAUUCAUAAUUUUUUGUACCCUCCUCCUCGCCCAGGCCUUCUACUCCCUCUCCUUUCUGGAGAAGCUGGACAUGAGCCGUAACGAGCUGCGCCGGCUGCCGUCGGACUUCUCCCACAGUCUGUCCUCGGUCCGGGAGAGAGCCUAGAGAAGCUGGACCUCAGCCACAACCACAUCACCUUCCUGCAGCCAGGGGUCUUCCGGGGCCUGUCUCGCUUGCGCCACCUCUACCUCCAUGCCAACCAGCUGGGAGCUGUGCGCCAUGGCUCCCUGUCCAUGCUGCCGGUCCUGGAGGCCCUGCAGCUGGGCCAGAACAACAUCUCUCACAUCGACACGGAGGCUCUGGCUCCCCUGCACACUCUGCUGGGCCUGGAGGGAAACCAGCUGCAGCACCUUAAGUUCAAGACCUUCCUGAGCCUCCACACGGCCGGCACCCACCUGCAGCUGGCUGGCAACCCGUGGAACUGCGACUGCGACCUGCACCGGGUCUUCAGCAAGCUGCUGAGUGUGCGCCACCUGCACGUUGACGACUACCACAACGUGACGUGCCGCGAGCCUCUGCAGCUGGCGGGCGCCUCGCUGGCGUGGGUGGACAGCCAGUUGUGCAUGGCAGAGACGGCCACCGUGCUGGUUAUCACUGUGACGGUGCUGGUGACUGUGUUGGCAGCUGUGGUCAUGGCCGAGCGCACCCGCAAGAAGAACCAACAUGGCGGCAAGAGCUGGGAUGAUGAGUCGCAGACCCAGGAAAGGUGACUGUCAUGAGGGAGGGACACUGAGUGAGCGUAUAAUCAGUUUGAUCUAGGAUCAUAUUUCACACCAUGCUCCCUGGUCAUUUUAUGUUUGAAGAAAAAAAAGAAUGGGGCCAUUUCCCUUCUGCAGCAAACUGACUGUGAGGUUUCAUAACACACCUCAGGCUCAGACACUCCUUAACAUUCAGUUGAACUUGUUGGAGGCACUCAUUCGCUCUGUUAUUUCAUCAUGGUCAUAAUGCAUGGCCCAAUCUGGUUCCAAGUGUCUAAGUAACAAUAUUUUAGAGUAUGAGCAGUUUUGUAUGAUGUAUCUAGAAGUCUGUGACUUGUGGAACUGGAGGAAUGGGCAUCAUUUGUUUUCUGUGCAGCAUGCAACUUUGUCAUCAUUAUGUUUCGGUGUAUCAUUUAAGACCUACCUGAAGUAUUUGACUGCUUACAAUUUGUCCUGUUAAUUUAUUUAUUAACUCCAGUACAGUGUUUGUCUUUUUCUGUUCAACAUUUUCUCUUCAAUGUCUAUUCCAUUUCUGCACACUGUGUAGAAAACAUAGGUGUCAUGUUUCAAAUGUAGGCCUAUCCUCCAAGUACAGCAGUUAUUUUUGUCUCAUGAAUGAUGAUGAUUAUACUCUAACACAUGGAUAUGUUUGAUAGGGAAUUUAUUGUAUAUAGAUGGUAAUAAAGUAUUAUUUUUGGGGGGACUCUGCCUUGUGAUGUACAGUACCUGGCUUAAAUCUUUGCCAGAUUUGAGUAUAGGGGUCUCCACUUGCCCUAUUCCAUGCACUGCACUAGAGCUAAAAUCUCCCUUCGAUGAUCAACAUCUGCUUUAGUCAACAUCAGAUUAUUCACCAAUUAAUCACCACUAUUCCAGCUCACACACAGAUUAAAGCUGGUUUCAAUCUAUCUAGGGCUGCCAUGAUGUGUCAAAAUGAAAAUGCACAGAAUUGAGUCGCUGUUCUCCCCUUUUAGAUGAAAACUUGCGUUUGGUAACAUACGUUUUGCUUGUGGGUUUGGCCUCCAGCCUGGAGAAGCCGGACCUCGGCCACAAACACAUCACCUUCCUGUGGGUUUGGUGA
This is a messenger RNA of Coregonus sp. 'balchen', 2289 nucleotides long. The record is from the annotation of a GenBank genome assembly. NCBI's taxonomy places the organism in Eukaryota, Metazoa, Chordata, Actinopteri, Salmoniformes, Salmonidae.